AGCGACUGAUCUGAUAUCUGAUACCCACAGGACAUUCUGCAUCUGCACUCUGUAGCCGUAAUUAUCCUCUACAUCUUGCCAGCUCAAAUUCACUGAACUUCAAUGUGGUGUAUUACAAGUCAAUACAAGCAUUCUGAAAGGAAAUAAUCUGUUAAGAACUAAUUAUCAGAACUAAUCUGUAAGUUUAAAGGAACUUGGUAAAGUUAGUUGAAAUAAAUAAUUGUCAAAAUGGCGAAGAACCGUCAUUCAACUAUCAUGGACCUAGGUGAUGACGAUGACUCAAUAGUGAUAGUUGAUUCUGUGAACACAACCGUGGCUAGUUCUACAACCGCAGUUGAUUCUGUGAACACAACCGUGGCUAGUUCUACAACCGCAGCCAGUCCAAGAAAAUUUCAAAGUACUAACCCAUUACUAAACCCAAGAGAAUCGUAUAUCAAAAGAGAACAUUCCACAAGUGAGGAUUUUAUCAGGUUUAGUAAUCACAAUCUCUCAAGAAGGUUGAAGUCUGGUGUGAAAUCUGAGGAUUUUAUCAGGUUUAGUAAUCACAAUCUCUCAAGAAGGUUGAAGUCUGGUGGGAAAUCUGUUAGAAAAAGGUAUUUUAACUACAACAACUCACAAGUAAAGUCGAAUAUUUAUGGAGAAUUGUUUGAAAAUGAAGAGUUGAACCGGUUUAGUAACACAAACCAGAAUUCAUGGAACAAUGGGUCAAAUUGUACCCAAGUUUCGUCAAACAUUGGUCAAACGUCGACAAACAGUUCACAAAUUCUGGACACGACUUUGUCGAACAAUAACAGACCUUGGUCGAACGCUUCCACAAUGUUGUCAAAUGUUGUUGAAGAUGAUCCACAUGUGUUUGAACCAUCAUCUAGCAACGGAAGCAGCCCGUAUUCCCGCGUUGGAAUGAAUGUCUUCAUUCCAGGUUCGAUGUCCCCUAAAACGGGUCCCAGGCCUGUUAUCAUAGACGGGUGUAACGUGGCGUUUAGCCACGGUUGCAACACACACUUUUCAGUGAAAGGCAUCAAGAUCUGCGUGGACUACUUCCGGCGUCUGGGCAACAAGACUUAUGUGGUGCUUCCGAACCACCGCAAACGCUUUCUGGGCGACCUGGCAAACGCCUGGGAGAGAGACGGCACACUCGUCGUGACGCCCAGUCGACGCAUCAAUAACAAUUACGUCACGUCUGCUUAUGACAGGUAUGUGAUUCAGUGCGCUGCUGCUAUGGAUGGAAUAAUAGUUAGCAAGAACCAAUUCAGGGAUCUUAUGGGCAUCAACCCCUUAUGGGACGCUACCAUCGAAAAAAGGUUAUUGAUGCUGUCUUGGGUUGAAGAUAUACUGAUCUUCCCAGUUGAUCCGCUGGGAAGAAAUGGCGUAAACUUAACUUCAUUUUUAAUGUUCUAACAGGACUAUUUGG
Molecule: messenger RNA, 1411 nt
Organism: Nilaparvata lugens (brown planthopper)
Lineage: Eukaryota; Metazoa; Arthropoda; Insecta; Hemiptera; Delphacidae
Product: endoribonuclease rege-1
Exons: 5
Coding region: 229-1398 (389 amino acids)
Cellular component (GO): nucleus; cytoplasmic ribonucleoprotein granule
Molecular function (GO): mRNA binding; RNA endonuclease activity
Source: RefSeq, a predicted model, not a curated record